AUGUCAGUUAUUGGUAUAACUUUUGGUAAUACAAGUUCUUCAAUUGCAGUUGCAUCUGGAGACUCAAAAGUGGAUGUUAUUGCGAAUCCAGAUGGUGAUAGAGCAAUUCCUUCAGCAUUAUCAUAUAUUAAUUCAGAUGAGUACCACGGAAAUCAAGCAUUAUCAAGAAUUAUUAGAAAUCCAGAAAGUACAGUUGUCAAUUUUAGAGAUUUUAUUGGUAAAAAAUUUAGUGAAAUAAAUGAUAAAUUUUCAUAUGGAGCAAAACCACAAGAUGAUAAUGAUUCAAUUAUAUAUCAAAUUAAUGGUGAAAAAAUUUCAGUUUCAGAUUUAGCUGCAAAACAUUUUAAACAAUUAAAAUUAGCAGCUGAAGAUUAUAUUGGUAAAGAAGUUGAAGGUGCCGUAUUAACUGUUCCAACAAAUUUUACUGAACAUCAAAGAGAAGAAAUUAUAAAGAUUGCUGAAAAAGCAGGUUUAAAGAUCUUACAAUUAAUUAAUGAACCAUCAGCUGCAUUAUUAGCAAACUUAAGUGAAGAUAAUAAAUUAGAUCAAGAUAAAAUUUAUGUUGUUGGUGAUUUUGGUGGUAUUAGAUCAGAUGGUGCAAUUAUUUCAGUUAGAGGUGGUGUUAUGACUAUUUUAUCAACAUUACAUGAAUAUGGAUUAGGUGGUGAUUUAUUAGAUGAUUCAUUAAGUGAAUUCUUUGCUAAAGAAUUUGAAAAAAAAUAUCAAGUUAAUCCAAGAAAGAAUAACAGAUCAUUAGCUAAAUUAAAAGCCGAAUCAAUUGUUGUUAAAAAAACUUUAUCAAAUGUUCAAACUUCAACUUGUUCAAUUGAAUCAUUAGCUGAAGGUUUUGAUUUCCAUACAAGUAUAAAUAGAUUAAGAUAUGAAUUAACAGCAAGACAACCAUUGAGUAAAAUGACUGAAUUUAUUGAAAAAUUAAUUGAAAAAGCAGGUUUAGAACCUUUGGAUAUUGAUGAAGUUUUAUUAGUUGGUGGUUCAUCUAAUACACCAAAAUUAGCAUCAAAUAUUUCAUAUUUAUUUCCAGAAUCAACUAAAAUUGUAAGUCCAUCAUUAGAUUCACAAGCAUUAGACCCAUCAGAAUUAAUUGCUAGAGGUGCUGCAUUACAAGCAUCAUUAAUUCAAUCAUUUGAUGAAUCAGAAAUUAAAGAAAGUUUACAACCAAUUGUUGUAAAUACUCAACAUUUAAAUAAACCAAUUGGUAUAAAAGAUUCAGAAGGUAAAUUUCAACCUAUUUUAGUUGCUGAAACUGCAUAUCCAAUCAAGAAAUCAAUUGAAGUUACCAAUGGUGAAUCAUCAUCAGUUGUUGUUGAAUUAUACGAAGGUAAAAGAACUAUAAAAGAAACAGUUGUUGAAAGACAACCAGAAUCAGAAGAAGAAGAAGAAGACGAUGAUUCAGAUGAAUCAGAUGAAGAACCAGAAAUUAAAAAAGAAGUUGUAUAUGAAGUUGGAACUAAAUUAGCAGAAUUAGGAUUAAAUGAUUUAAAACCAAAUGCUAAAUUAGAAGUUGUAGUUAAUAUUACUCAAAAUGGAGUGUUACAUUUAACAGGUAGAGAAUUAAAACAAGGUGGACAAGUUGUAAAAGGUGAAAUAACAAGUAACUAA
This is a messenger RNA of Insectozyma verbasci, 1620 nucleotides long. The record is from the annotation of a GenBank genome assembly. NCBI's taxonomy places the organism in Eukaryota, Fungi, Ascomycota, Pichiomycetes, Serinales, Debaryomycetaceae.